AUGUGGGGAAAUUUGACCUUACAGGUGCUUUGGGCAAAUUUUCUUCUGAUCAAUGUGCAACUCUUCAAAUCUAUUGGAGCUUUCACUGUGCUCUUUGUCGACGAACCUUUGUUUUCUUUUGCCUCAUUUCUGAGCUAUGACUAUAUUAACGAAGACUAUGGCAAGACGGAGACUGUUGUGUUGCCCGUGUCGAACCAGGAUGUAUCAGAAACCACUCCAGAGUCCUGGCCAGAAGCAGACGCGACAGAAGCGAAUCCUGGACAAGCUUCGAAUGUGCCUAGUACUAGACCAAGGGUUGGUGUCGUUCGCAAAUGGACCACGGGGGAGAGUCUAAUUACUACCUUCGCAUUCUUGUCGCUCUGUCUGCUGGCUGCUCAUAAAAAAAAGCGGCCUGCGCUGAAGGAACAAAACCAGCGGACGCAGAAGGAGGGGCAGCUGUUCCAUACUCUAGAAGGUGGAAGACCUUCCGCACAAGAGAGAAAAGGCGCAAGCGAGCCGCCCGUCAGCGCCCAUACGGCGAAAGAACAAAGCAGAGUACAGAUUGUGCGGGGUCUCCUGCCAUUGGCAGUCCGUCUGGCCUUGGCAUUAGACUCACAGGAGUCUCAGGUACUUCUAGAUUGUGCAAGAGAAAAUGUGAAGAAGGCAGAAGCAGCUGUAGCAUCGGCAACCAAAGAGGCAGGACGCAAGAUGCAUCUUGAUAAUGCUGUACAGGCCUUACGCCGUCUGCAUCAAAUGUCCCUUCAGCAGGCACAAGCGCUUGCAAAGGCCGGCUCAAAAGUUCCUAAUUUUGGUCUGCUAGAUCUGGACGAAAAGGGCGGAGUGAUGACGGCUCAGCUAAGUGAUAUUAUCGAAGGGGAGGCAGUUUUUCCCUUCGUGGUUUAUUUGCGUUCUCUCCAGAACAGUGCAAUUAACGUGUGCCAAAUGUUUGAUGGUGCACAUAAGAGGCUUCUGAUGUCGGCGCGAUUUGCAAACGAGGCAGAUGGAGAGCUUUUAUUGUCUGCUGCAGCUGAGCUUGAAUGGUUGCGUUCCAUGGGUGACAGAAAAGCCCACAUACUUCAGAGAGCAACGAAAGUGGAGGAGACUGCAAUGAACGGCAUACGCAUACGUCUCUUGAGUACAGUUGAAGAGUGGAUGAGGACUCUCCAUUUGACUUGCAGCGUCCUAACAGUCUACGUUGGGUUGGUACCAAACACAGUGGAGGCCUCUCCAGAGGAGGGUGGUGCAUCUGCUUAUAAAAACAGUGAAAGUAUUCAACUUCUCAUGAAGAAACUGGAAUGUGCAAGAGAGCUUAUGGGAAGUAUAGAUAGAGAAAAACGAGCUGUGGAGGCAAGCACCUCAGUGGAGAGCGCCAAUGCUUCGUUUGGGCGUGUCGAAAAACUAAACGAAAAGACGCUGGACUUGCUGGAAGAUUGCUGGGAGUUAACGAAGAUCAUGUCUCCUCCUCGUACCGAGCUGAACUCCGAAGACCUUGCAUUACUGAUAAAAGCGACUACAGAGGCCAGCGCUUUCGCCGAAAAACAAAUUAGUUCAGCAAGAGCCAACCUGUCUACUGUUAGAGGAAGGUGCAGCUCUAAUCUGAAUAUCGGAGGUGGGGAACGAACAGUUGCUGGGCAGCUUAGCCCUCCGUUGAAGGAGCAGCUACUUGACGAUGCAAUGGCCAUCGAGGAGUCGGUUGCAGUGCACUACGAGGCAACUCAGAACGCUGUCAAAAAGCUCCGAAACAAGAGCUGUUUGGCGGAUGCUACAGUACUGCUUGAUGAAAUGGAGGAUAGUAUAGCUAACCUCGUGAAGUACAAUGAAAGAUCAAUGACGCUGGUGCUGCAGAGCAAUCUGCAAGUAUUUCUGGAGGAUGAAGUCGAAAGCAGUGUCAGAGCUGCCGAGCACGCUUUCUCGAGCAGCGUGACUUUUCCAGGUCCAAAGCUUGCUGAUUUACACAAGCUUCGAUCCCUUUUAAAUGAAGCCAGGAAGGAGGCGGGGAGCGCUAGCACAUUUGCAGAGGCUGUACAGACAGCGGCGAAGGUGCGAAGCCACGCCGAAGCAAUAGACGAUAUGCUGAAAAACCACCAGAGAAGCUUACUCAAGCUUGAUUGA
Eimeria necatrix is the source of this 2091-nucleotide messenger RNA. RefSeq lists its product as hypothetical. Bases 1 to 2091 code for a protein of 696 amino acids. NCBI's taxonomy places the organism in Eukaryota, Apicomplexa, Conoidasida, Eucoccidiorida, Eimeriidae. The record is from RefSeq and is a predicted model, not a curated record. The transcript has a single exon.